Messenger RNA from Corticium candelabrum, 1998 nucleotides. RefSeq lists its product as uncharacterized. The record is from RefSeq and is a predicted model, not a curated record. The transcript has 7 exons. Lineage: Eukaryota; Metazoa; Porifera; Homoscleromorpha; Homosclerophorida; Plakinidae. The coding region runs from base 1037 to 1858 and encodes 273 amino acids.
UAGCGAAUUUUACUUAUUGUAGAAACUUUCUAAUAUGUUGCUGCUUCUAGAUAUUGUCUAGACAAUGGAACGUGUUAUCUUGUUCAACAAAAUCGCCUGAGGAAGUGUUUUGUACAUACUAACUUUGUCAGCUAGAAUUGUUCCGUUUCUUUGUGGUUGCAGGUGCUAGCUCUUCUAUUGUUCACAUGAGAAAGGAAUGACCAUUGUUGAUCGUACGUGGGCGAUCAACCUACGAUUUACCUGUCCUUAUUUUCGCGUAGCGACCGAAAUCGCUCUACAUGUACAAGAGCGCACGUGCCUGCUUGCGUCUGGUUGUUUUGCAUUAUGAGUUCAGCGUAUUCGAAACGUACACGCGACAAGACAUCGUCUACUGGUAGCACUCCUUACAGUGAUUUAAAGAAAUCACGUGAAUCCGUGGUAGAGGAAAAAGACCAGACAGAAGGCAUACAAGUGCAGCGUCGAUUUGCUGGGAAGGCCUUGUUUCGAGAAUGGACGAAAGGUGAAGAAAAGCUUCUCGUUAUGUGCGUAUCUUUACACUGUUUGGAGCUGGAUUCAGCAUGGCCCAAGUACUAUAGUGGUAACUGUAAGUGGGAAGAAGCAUCUAGAUUUCUGUAUGACAAUUCGAAUGGUGACUUUAACCAAACAGCAUCGCCUUGUCGUUUUCGUGUUAUUGGCCAUUUUGCUAAGAGAUUUGCUACUGUCACUGAUGCAGAGAUCCAUUAUGGUAUUGACCUUGAGGGCGUAGAUGCAGAAGACCAAUUCGUGCUAGCUGUUGCCUCUCCAAUCCUGAAAUCAAAGAGACCCAAAGCUGGCAAGAGGAAGACAAGUGUUCACAGUAAUGUAGAAUCCCAGCCAGCCACAACAACAACUGCCAGUACCCAGACUGAGUUGUUUUCAAUGACAGGUAGCUGAUUUUCUGAAGUCUCAACCAUUGAGGUUCCAGAUUGAAGUGCUUGGAAGUCUGUUUGCUUUCGUUGCUGCUCAAAGCCAAGUGGAAGGUGUUGACGAUGCCUUUAUUGAACUUUCAUUAUAAGCAAUGAAAAAUUUAAAGGUGGCUGGCCGGAGCAACAUUAUAUAUGGCUUGAUACGUUGUUGCUCCCUUCCUGACACUUCUGGCCAUCCCACCAGACUGCCUCUCAACAGAAUGCCAACAGGAUACAUUGAACAUCAGAUAAAUUUUUUCAAUGCCAGUCAUUACAGCAAUGUUCCAAAAUGCCCCCGUGAUUAUGAGGACUGGUUGGGCACCAUGUAUGCUGAAUUUGGUAUGAAAUGGCACUGUUUGCACAAUGGCCCUACCUGGCAGCAUGAUGAACACUCUGGAUUGAAAAGCACCAUGAUCCCGGGAAAUGCUAAGAUAAACAAUGCUUCUUUGGCAUUGUCUACACUGAGAACUCGUGUAGUCAAUACUGGAAUUUUCAAAACUACAGAAAUUCAGGGCAUAACUUUGGACAAAGCUUCUGAAUGCAAUCCAGGUGCUCGAUGGUGGAUCAAAGCUGAUGGAUGCGAUGUCAUUCCUGGUCUCCAUGAAUCUGUCUGUCUUGAAUGGUCUGGAGAUGUUGACUUGAAUGAUGAGACACUGCAAAAAACAUACAAGAAGUACAGAGACCGUCUCAAAGACAUUUCUAGUAUUGGAAAGAGCAGCACUUCACAGACCAGGCUUGUACUUUCUACACUUCAGUCUGAAUUGACUGAAGAUCUUCAAUAUUUGCAAAGUGCUCUAGAAUCCAAAACAUCUGAACUGGACAAGCUGAAGGUCAGUCAGCCAACAAAAGUGGUGACUGAGUUAGAGUGGGAUGUGAGGGAGUACCAUUUCUUGUUGAAGGAUGCCAGUGGGCAGUUGAAACAGUGGCUGAGUUAGACCUCACCAUUACAUCUCUUCAAGGACAAGACAGUCGAAGAACACAAUUUAAGCUGGCAGAAAUUAGAUGUAGAAUAGAGUCUCUUGUUCGAGGGAUAGUGAGGAAGCAAAGACAGGCAGCCUCACAUGCAAUGGUUUUC